AUGGACGCCUUCGCGGAUGCCUUCUCGGCACGGAGGAUGCUGCUUGAAAGAAUCCUGGGAGAGCCAGACUUUGCACACUACCAAAGUGAGAGGCGACACGAAUUGGUUCCGGUGAAGCAGAUCAAACUAGUUCAAGAAGACCCACUCGCUGGAACUCCUGUCCUCAUCCGAUGGUACUUCAACAACUACACCUUGGUCUAUGGAUCUCUGUCGCAGGAGCAACACGAAAAAGGGUUGCUCGUAUGUACCUGCGGAGCGCUCUUGCUGUGGCCAUCCGAAUGGUGCGGGCCUGAAGCGAUCAGGCGCCGCAGGGGCCGCAGAGACCCGGCGCCGGGCUAUGAUCCGCAGUGGUUUGCAACAUUAACAUUGGCUGAAGAGAUUUGGAGGACCCUCCAAGCGCUGCCGGCCUGA
Messenger RNA from Durusdinium trenchii, 411 nucleotides. The record is from the annotation of a GenBank genome assembly. NCBI's taxonomy places the organism in Eukaryota, Dinophyceae, Suessiales, Symbiodiniaceae.